This is a messenger RNA of Colletotrichum chrysophilum, 1764 nucleotides long. RefSeq lists its product as uncharacterized. The coding region runs from base 1 to 1764 and encodes 587 amino acids. The record is from RefSeq and is a predicted model, not a curated record. NCBI's taxonomy places the organism in Eukaryota, Fungi, Ascomycota, Sordariomycetes, Glomerellales, Glomerellaceae. The transcript has 2 exons. Gene Ontology annotation, molecular function: dipeptidyl-peptidase activity.
AUGCCGCUCCCAAUUCAGAUCGCGCACAAGCCGAUUGGCAAGCCGGAAAUCGGAGUCAACAAUUAUCAAGGCUUCACCCCGGGCCGCACCGAAGUCCUUCCCAAGGGCUGGAACGGGUACAACGCGAAGCCUCUCGAGAGCGACAUUCGAAUCGACCACGACGUUGAAAUCAAGGUCCGAGAUGGGUGCAGACUCUACAUCGACGUGUACCGCCCAGCGGACGCGACGGAGAAGAUCCCGGCCAUCGUCGGCUGGUCUCCCUACGGCAAGAAGUACAGCGCUUUGACGAUGUUGCCUAUGACGCCGUGGUCUUGCUGCGUCAAGAAGAGCGAUCUCAGUGGACUUGAGAAAUUCGAGGGCCUGGAUCCUCAGAGGUGGUGCCCCAAGGGUUACGCCAUCAUUAGCGUCGACAGCAGAGGUGCUGGCAACAGCGACGGCCAGGUCCCCAUCAUGGGUCUGCAGGAUGCUGAGGACGCAUACGAUGUCAUUGAGGCCAUCGCCAAGAUGGAUUGGUGCAAUGGCAGCGUCGGCAUGGCUGGCAACUCUGCCCUUGCCAUCGCUCAGUGGCACGUAGCCUCCCUCAAUCCUCCGUCGCUGAAGGCCAUCGCACCUUGGGAGGCGAGCGGCGAUCUGUUCCGCGAGCAGUUUGUCAGGGGCGGCAUUUUCUCCAUGAGCAACUUCGACCUCAUCACAAGCUUGAUCAUCAAGGGAACUUCAGGUGUUGAGGACUUUGCCGAGAUGUACCGCCGCAGCCCUUUGUCCAACAUCUGGUGGGAGGACAAGCGCGCAAACAUGAAGGCCAUCAACAUUCCUGCAUACAUCUCGGGAUCCGACUUCAGCUCCAUCCACACUAUGGGCAGCAUCAGAGGUUUCAUGGAGCUGGGCUGUGAAAAGAAGUGGAUUCGCUGGAGCGCUUGGCAGGAGUGGUUUGAUCUCUAUAGCGUUCCCGAGACGAACGAAGAUCUUGCAAAAUUCUUUGAUAGGUACCUGAAAGGCAUCGAAAACGACUGGGAGAAGACACCCAAGGUUCGCUGGACAUCCCUCAAGUUCGGCGACCGAGAGCCCGAAAGCGAUAUCCUCUUCGAAGACUUCCCUCCUCCGAAUACCGAAUACAAGAACUUCUACCUCGAGAACGGCGCCUUGUCUGAGUCAGUCCCAGCAAGUGCAUUAAAGGCGUCGUACAACUCCGAGGACGGGAACUCCCUAGCCAAGUUCACAUACACCUUCGACAAGCCCUCGCGCCUGAUUGGCAUUCCCAAAGCAGUUCUCUACGUGUCUUGCCCUUCUCACGACGACAUGAACGUCUUUGUCAACAUCCGCAAGCUCGAUAAGGACGGCAACCCAAUGAUGCAUCUGUGCUUCCCAUUCUGGGCAGCCCCCGUCAAGUCGAUUCAUGACAUCGCCCCGAAGGAGCGAAGCAGUACGAACCUGCACCUUGGCUCGGUUGGCCAGCUGAGGGCAUCGCACCGCAAGAUCGACCCGUCGCGUUCGAUUCAUCCCCAGUUCCCCUUCCAUCCGCAUGACGAGGAGCAGAAGAUUCCACCUGGCGAGAUUGUAGAGCUGGAGAUUGGCAUCUGGGCUAUGGGUGUGGACUACGAGGCCGGCGAGUCUGUACAAGUUCAGAUUGGCGGGCAAUUUCCCUCUAUUGCGGAGUACAAGGCCUUCUCGACCGAGCGGCCCGAGCAUGAAAGGAAUAAGGGCGAGCAUUUUAUCCACUGCGGUGCGGAACAUCAGAGUCGGAUUAUCUUGCCGUUUAUUCAAUGA